AUGACACGAUUAGCAGCGGUUGGCUUCGUGUUGAUAAUUAGCUGUUUCGCACCGUCCGUCACUGGGUCGCUUGUGAGCACCGAAAAUGGACCGAUCAUUGGCGAGCACCGUGAACAUUACUAUGCCUUCGAGGGAUUACCGUACGCCAAGCCUCCGCUUGGAGACCUUCGAUUUGCCGCCCCGCAACCGUACGAUGAACCGUGGACCGAACCACGGAACGCCACCCAGCUUGGGCCGAACUGUAUGCAGUGGAAUCACCUGCUGCCCGGGGCGGAUAAGUUUUCCGGUGAGGAAGAUUGCUUGCACGCCAAUGUGUACACCACUACGCUAGACCAAUCGGCCAAGCUUCCGACGCUGGUUUACAUCCAUGGCGGUGCGUUCAUGUUCGGUGAUGGAGGAAUGUUUUCGCCGCGCCACGUCCUACAGAAACCGAUGGUGCUGGUCUCGUUCAACUAUCGCGUCGGUCCGCUCGGGUUCCUCAGCACCGAGGACGAUGCGAUUCCGGGAAAUUACGGGCUCAAAGAUCAGGUACUGGCCCUGCAGUGGGUGAAGCGUAACAUUCACCAUUUCGGUGGGGAUCCAGAUCGGGUGACGUUGGUUGGGUUUUCUGCCGGUGGGGCCAGUGUCCAUCUGCACUACCUUUCACCAAUGUCACGCGGACUGUUCCAGAAUGGAAUCGCCCACAGUGGCACCGCCCUGAACCCUUGGGUGAUGGCUGAAGGGUCGGCACAGAAAGCGAAACGAAUCGCACAAGGCCUCGCUUGCCCCACCGAUCAUAGUGAAUCGUUGCUGCGGUGUCUGCGGCAGCGUCCCGCGGAAGACAUUGUGCGCCAAGUGCCAUUCUUUCUCGACUAUCUCUACAAUCCGUUCACUCCCUUCGGGGUCGUCGUCGAGAGGCAAAGUAAAGCCAACAGCAGACCCUUCCUGCCGGACCAUCCAACGGUGCUUUCGAAGAAGGGAAAGCUGACCAAAGUUCCACUCGUACUGUCCGUGGCGCAGGCCGAGGGUGUGUAUCCGGCUGCCGAGUUUAUUAGCAACCCAAAGUACCUGCAGGACAUCGAUGAGCACUGGCACGAAUUGCUGCCCAGCAUUUUGGACUACAAAACGGCCGUGCCGGAUCCGAAGCAACGCUUCGAACUUUCGACGGCCAUCAGCCAACAGUACUUUGGAAACGAUCGUAAACUGUCGCCGGACAACUAUCAUAAAUUGGUUUCGAUUCUCUCCAACCGCCUCUUUGUCGAGGGCAUUACGCGCACAGCAAAAUUGCUGCAGCCACACCUUCCGGUCUACUUCUAUUACUUCAACUUUAAAACAGUUUACGGACUGGGUGAACUGCUGUCCGGUACCGACAACAAUCUUGGCGUGGCACACGGUGAUGACAUGUUGCUCAUCUUCCCCAGCGACUUUCGGGACGACCAUCCAUACAGCGACGAAGAACUGAAGGUGGUGUCCAAUUUCCUCACCCUGUACGACACGUUCUCGCGCGGACUGCCUCCAAAGUACGGCCAACAUGAGUUACCCGUUCAGAACGUGCCAGGGCAGCUGCGGUUCCUCGAGGUGCAGCAUCCCAAGUGUUGCGAGGUGAAAACGGCUUACGGCGUUAGCGACGAGACGUUCUGGGAGAAGCUCGAUUUCAACGAGGACCCAACGAAAAACGUUCCGACGAUGCCUCACUCUGAACUGUAGGGGGUUCG
Messenger RNA from Anopheles cruzii, 1694 nucleotides. RefSeq names its product esterase-5B-like. The coding region runs from base 1 to 1686 and encodes 561 amino acids. The record is from RefSeq and is a predicted model, not a curated record. The transcript is spliced from 2 exons. Lineage: Eukaryota; Metazoa; Arthropoda; Insecta; Diptera; Culicidae.